Molecule: messenger RNA, 2230 nt
Organism: Anoplophora glabripennis (Asian longhorned beetle)
Lineage: Eukaryota; Metazoa; Arthropoda; Insecta; Coleoptera; Cerambycidae
Product: arginine/serine-rich protein PNISR
Exons: 11
Coding region: 50-2002 (650 amino acids)
Cellular component (GO): nuclear speck; presynaptic active zone
Molecular function (GO): RNA binding
Source: RefSeq, a predicted model, not a curated record
CAGGACAUGAUGGUGUUUUUCUGUUUUUCCGCAAAUAUUUUGACAAAUAAUGCGCUAUUCAAAAAGAAGUAAAGGAAGCGACUCCACUGAAUCCCAGAAAUACCCUCAGUGGGCAUUAAAUCCUUCAACCUACCAGAACAUGGCAAACGAUCAAGUCGACUGGGCCGCUCUUGCUCAACAAUGGAUAAUUAUGAAAGAAGCAGGCCCUCCGCCUAUUCCGGAGGAACAACCUGUUGCAUUAAAUAACAAACCUAAAGCAAGAGCUAGCGAAGGAGGCGAAGCACCUAUGGAAGUAGAAAACGAUAAGGAAGAACCUCCCGCUUGGAAUGUAUCUGAACCACCUCCUCCACCAGGAGCGGAGGCUUGGAACUGGAACGCACAGAGUCAGUCUUGGAAUUGGAAUAAUUCUUGGGUUCAACCGAGCGGUGUUCCGCCACCCCCUACUAUAGGACCUAUGAAAUCUGCUCUAUUACCCACUCCUAAUAAUAUGUACACUGCUCCACCGGAAAGUUCAAGUGACAAUGCUGUGCCGUUUGGAGGUUACAACGCAGGUAGUAAUACCGAGUACAAUAAUACCGGCUAUUGGACCGGUUCUAACAAUCAUAAACAUAUUAAGCCCCAUAACAAAAGAUAUAGUAAAGUUAACGUACCUAUAAGAACUACGGCACCUAUUCCCCCUAUGCCGGUACCUCUUGAUACACCAGCUCCCGCUUUGGAUGCUGCCAAGAGAAAACAGUUACCCGCAUGGAUUCGAGAAGGUUUAGAGAAAAUGGAAAAAGACAAGUUAAAACAGUUAGAGAAGGAAAAAGAGAAACAAGUAAGGGACGAAUUUUUGCAAAAAAAUAAACAAACCGAAAAAGAAACAAUGGAAAUUCUAAAGAGCACAAUGAAAGAAAGGCAGAGGAGUAAAUUUGAGAGUGACGGUGAGAAUUCGGAUUCUGAAAAAGACGCCAGAAGGAAAGCGGUCACCCCCGACCCUAUCCCUCUCACACAGGAUGAACUCAUGUUGAAGGUGCGUAGAAUGAUGACGGAGAUUCUAUUGAACGUGACUAACCGUCAGAUAGAGGCGAUAUGCAAGGAGGAGCACCAGCGUUUCUUGAAAAAGUACAAAGCUUCAGAUCAUCGUUCGUCAGCACCCAGCGGUGCCAACAUUAGUGCCAGACUCGGGCUGGGUAUGUACGGUGGUGGUUCCGGCAGCAGCAGCGAGGAGGACGAUGAUGACUACCAGCGCAACGACAAAGAUUCCGACUCGGAACUGAAGGAUACAAUCAAAAGGAAAAUGGCGGACUUCCAGAAGACCGAGAGGGAGAUCGAGGAGAGGCUGGAGGAGGCAGAAAGGCGAAAGGCGGGCAGCGCGAGCAGGUCUUCUAGCCCGGAAUCUAUGGAUAACGAUUCACAGGUAGACGCAAGAGUCCAAGGCCGCAAAUAUCACACAGACGAAAAGUCUCCCCCGCGUUCUCGAAAUUUCCACGACAAGUCCCGGGCGAGGUCCUUCUCCUCGUCGUCGGAGGGUAGCGAUUACUCGAAUAACAGAUCGAAAAACAGUCGUCGUUCCUCCUCAUCCGACAGUAACGAUUCGCACAAAAAAUCGAAGAAGAAGCAGCACAGUCGCUCGCGCAGCCGAAGCCCCGACAAAAAACGCCAAAACUCUUUAAGUUCCAGAUGGUCUAGGUCGAGGUCGCCGCCCAAGAGACAUUCUAGAUCGGAUUCUAGGUCUCGCAGGGACUCGAACGGCUCCAAAAAGAAAUCUUCUAGGAGAUCGAGGUCGAGGUCCUAUUCGAGAUCGAGACGGUCGAGGUCGUCCUCGUACAGAAAAUCAAAAAGAUCGCGUACAAGGUCACGGUCGAGGGGAAGAUUCCGACGGACACGUUCCAGGGAGAGAAGCGUCUCCAGGAGUAGGUAUUCCAAGAGAUCGAGGUCCAGAUCGAACGGUAGGAGGUCGAGGAGGAGACGGUCGAGGUCUUCUAGUAGCGGCAGGGGUAAGAGGUCCCAGAGACAUUAAUCUACCGUGGAUGGAAAAGGUGGGUAGGAUAAUCCCGCAAAUCCAUUCUGAAAUAAUUUAUUGUACCUCCGUUUCAUUAUACAUACAUGUAAAUAUUUUCCGCUUUAACGAGGCACUGUAUGGUUGGACACCAUAUUAUUUUUUAGUUGUAGGUCUUCCUUUAAAAUAGUUUAUAUGUGAGUUAAGGAUUCUGUGGAUUGAAAUUUAAAAAUACAUGUUUAAGUCAAA